GUGUCUCCUUUGACUUAUCUGACAAAGAGCUAUUCUGCGUGGAGGAGCAGGAUGUGUUCGAUCUUGUGUAUUCGUUAAUGAAGGAGUUUCCUUGCCUUACUCCUGGCUGUAAGCUCAAUCUUGUGGAGUCACUUAGGUCCAAUCUCAGUGUUCUGCUCCCUACUAUGGAUUCUCUCUGGAGGGUGUCUCAGCAGAAGGAUGGAAAUGCUGAUGAAGAGAAGAAUGACAGUGAGGAGGAUGAGUGUUCGCUUGCUGAUCGAGUUGCAUCAUAUCGAAAUGCUUUCCAAAUAUACACUUUCUUCCUCAUUCACAUUGUGCUCAAUGAGGAGUCUAAAUCUACUUCUAUCAACAUUACAAAAGUUCCAACAAGUAAAGAUAGUGAUUACUGCAAACACCAAGGCCAUAAGCCAUAAGGUUCAUACAUGUAAUGUCAAGAGGAGAGAUAAUGAAUAUAGAAGAAGAGAGGAGGUGGAAGCAGCAAACAAGAACAAAACAAAAACAACACAAGCAAAUGACACUCAGGUAAUUACUCUACUAAUUAAAUCUCAGUCUGUUAAGAAUAAUAUUUCUGUUAGUGUUUCAGGUACCAAAGAAUAGCUAGCAAGAACUCAUCAGUAUCAACAAAAAAUGCAAGAAGACCAAUGGCAGACAUAAAAAGAAAUUUAGAGGCUAUCCUUAAACAAUCAGAGGAAUCAACCAAAAACCAAACAAAGUCAGGUUAUAAACC
Messenger RNA from Solanum tuberosum (potato), 727 nucleotides. RefSeq lists its product as uncharacterized. The coding region runs from base 78 to 413 and encodes 111 amino acids. Gene Ontology annotation, biological process: mitotic chromosome condensation; meiotic chromosome condensation. The record is from RefSeq and is a predicted model, not a curated record. Gene Ontology annotation, cellular component: condensin complex; condensed chromosome, centromeric region. The transcript has 2 exons. NCBI's taxonomy places the organism in Eukaryota, Viridiplantae, Streptophyta, Magnoliopsida, Solanales, Solanaceae. Gene Ontology annotation, molecular function: histone binding.